Molecule: messenger RNA, 1132 nt
Organism: Bactrocera tryoni
Lineage: Eukaryota; Metazoa; Arthropoda; Insecta; Diptera; Tephritidae
Exons: 3
Coding region: 95-1132 (345 amino acids)
Biological process (GO): negative regulation of oxidative stress-induced intrinsic apoptotic signaling pathway
Source: RefSeq, a predicted model, not a curated record
UUUAUUUUAUUUCCUAGAAAAUUUUUAUUUUAUCCGCAUUGUGCACGCAUAUUUGUGAUAAGUGGUAUUCUUAAAGCCCAUACUAAUAUUUAUCAUGUUCGAAGAUACGCUGCUCAUCAUAAAGGCGGAUUACAUGCACAAGCGCAAGCCCGUCUUGUUGCAUUUAUUGCAGCACGAAUUUAUGAUCAAAGGUCAACGGAAGAUACUCUUUUCGCCAGAGAAUGCCGCAGAAUUUUACAAACCACUGGCGGACGAUAAAGACUUCAUGUUGCAAGUUAUUUUGCUUUCGAAGGGCAACAGUGAGGCUUUCAUAUUGACCAAAGAAUGCGCCGUAGACGAUUUGAUCUGCACGAUGAUAUGUUACUUCACUACUUCUGUGGAAAUGGAACGCAAUGUACACGUCUCGAAAAGUGCCGAGUGUGCGGCAUUUGAAAUAAGUUUCAUAUUUCCAAAUUAUAUUCCCGAGCCGAUACCGAUUUUCAAGCGACACAAGUUCAGCACAGAUCCUUUGAUAGCACCAUUUAUUAGUCAGCUUUAUGAAAUCGUACAGAAACCGAAUGAAGAGUCUAAGAGUUGGAAAGUACAGUUGGCCGAGUGGUUGACCUUACAAAACUCCGAACUGCCAAUUAUAAGCAAUGUAUGUUCAGCUAAGCGUAAUCUUUUCCUCGAAGACAAAGGUCAACAGGUAAAUUUUUUGGCACCGCCAGGAUCAAAACCAUGUGUCUUUCAUACUGAUGGUGCUGGUGGUGAACCGGCUUCAACGGAUGUUUCUGCGCCCUCUUCAUGUUCAUCUUCCGGUGGUUCGGCAAUAAUGAGCAGUUCAUCGUGUAUGACUUGUCGGCCAUUCGAGCGCACUGGCGCCGAGGAUAGCUCGGAAGAUGCAUGUAAGAAAGCGGAAAAGAUUUUCGCACCAAAAGUAGCACUGCUUCGAAAUAGAGUGAUUGAAGAAGAAGAGGAAUGUGAAGAUGAGAUGUGCUUGCAAGUGUGUGAGGACCAAAUAAAGCAGUGGAAGGCAGAGAUCAUUGCCGAUCAGGAGGAAUUGAGGAAGGUUCUACCAUAUGGCGGUAGAGAUACUAUGGAGGUUAUUAACGAAAUGGAAAUUGAAGAGGAACAAUUCCCCAUAGGCGAAUGA